This is a messenger RNA of Panonychus citri (citrus red mite), 619 nucleotides long. RefSeq names its product shematrin-like protein 3. NCBI's taxonomy places the organism in Eukaryota, Metazoa, Arthropoda, Arachnida, Trombidiformes, Tetranychidae. Bases 99 to 539 code for a protein of 146 amino acids. The record is from RefSeq and is a predicted model, not a curated record. The transcript has 3 exons.
UGUAACUUUGUAGUUAACUUUUCACUUUUACUUUCCUCCAAUACAAUCAAGCGACAAUUAAUUAGUGUGUUCAAUUGACCAUCUUAGAUAAUUUUAAGAUGGUUGGAAAACAAUCUGAAUCAAUGUUCAUCAUAGUUACUCUGAUUGUUAGUUUAACUCUUCCAAUUAAUAUUCGAGCUCAAAAUCCACUUGGUUAUCCAUAUCUUGGAUUACAAUAUAAUCCAUAUACAAGUCCACUUUUCGGCUAUGGUAUGGGUCCACAAUAUGGGACACUCUAUGGGUCAUUAGCGUCCAAUUAUUUAUACGGUAAUUCAGGUCCAUACGGAGGUGUUCCUGCCUAUGCUGGUUAUCCUGGAGGUUAUGGUGUAUAUGGUGGCUUUGGUGCUCUCGGCUAUGGUACUCAUGGAGUAGUGGGAAAUUAUAAACAAUAUUAUGGUUAUAAUAAUGGUUAUGAUCCAUAUGAUUAUAAGGCUCGAUCAGCUUCUGAUUCAACGAGUCAGGUCACUGGUCGGAUAUCGUCAUCAUCGUCAUCAUCAUAAUGAAUAUUACACAUCCUUAUGAUACAUUUGUAAAUGUAUUUUAUCAUAUUUUUCAAUAAACACGAUUUCAAUUACCAAAU